CCAGUGACAUGCUGGAGCUACUCUCGGCGUCCCGUUGCCCUGGUAACAGAAUGUUACUUGUCAGAUACAGAGUGCAGACGGAUUGAAGCAUGGCUUCGGACAAGCUGCAGCUUGAGGUGGUCGGGCGCCUCUCCGAGCCCACUUUCCACAUGGCUAAAUGUGCGGCCGAGGUACUAAAACUUUCAUUUGAUGCAGAGUUUGAAAGACCCAUAAUACACCCACUCUUGGAAUGUGAUUGGGAUCACUACCUAUCAGAAAAGAAAAAGGAACUUAAAGGAGAUACAUGGGAAUUCCCUUCAAGCGUCAUGUGCUUUAUUGAUGGUCAGUUUGUUGGAGAUGAAAAAUCACUGGUGUUGUGGGCCAACACGUCAUGGGGUUACAGAGAUUACCGGCCUUUAGCUUUAUACAAGGCCUUGGCUGACGAUGACUACAUCAAGUACAUGAAAGCCAGAAAGCAUGUUUUUGUGUACCUUGACAUUGACAUACAGGAGAAACCAAUAGGAAGACUACUAUUUGAGUUGUUCUCUGAUAUGUGCCCUAAAACAUGCCAAAACUUCCAAACUUUGUGUACUGGCCAAGCAGGGGAUUCUCCGAAUGGUCUAAAGCUUCAUUACAAAAAUUCUGUCUUCCACCGCUUAGUAAAAAAAGGAUGGAUACAAGGAGGAGAUAUAUUAUCUGGAAAAGGAAACGGGGGUGAAUCUAUCUUUGGAGAAACAUUUGAAGACGAAAAUUAUGCAAUUCCUCACAAUAAACGUGGUAUUCUUGGAAUGGCCAAUAAGGGGCGCCAUACAAAUGGAUCCCAGUUCUACAUCACCCUACAGGCCACUCCAUACUUGGACAGAAAAUCUGUGGCUUUUGGACAACUGAUUGAAGGCAGUGAUGUUCUGCAGAAACUUGAAGACAUCCCAACAUACAAUGAGCGACCAACACUCGAUUGCAGAGUUACAGAUUGUGGCAUCUUUACCCCUUGAACAUCAUGGUUUUAUAAAGUAUAUAUACAUUGGGCCACCUUUAUCUAUAUUAUGUCAUCUUUAGCAUUAUCACAUUUUAUAUAUUUCAUAUCUUUAUAUUUUUUCUUAUAAAUCACAUAUUUUGAUUGGCCUUUCAAAGAAAGACUCACAGGGUAAAAUUUCAAAGGAUGUAAAGGGAAACUAUGGCCUAAGAUAUCAUUUUUUUAAUUUAGAUUUAAUUUUUUAUGAAUUCCCUUCUAGUUGCAAUCCCUUUUCAUGAGUUAGUGCUAUUCAUUGCCAUCCAUCUUCCUUCAUUGACUUGUAAACUAAAGGAGCAACAUCAACCCCAGGCUGCUUUUUGGUACUUAUUUAAGUAAGGGGGAAUAAUUUUGUGCUAUGAAUGUGAGGGUGGAUUCCAUCUAACCAAUGAAUCUAGUUUUGAACUGUUUAACAAAAAAAUGCCAUUAAA
This is a messenger RNA of Pelobates fuscus (common spadefoot toad), 1419 nucleotides long. It is a transcript of the gene PPIL6, whose product is annotated as peptidylprolyl isomerase like 6. Gene Ontology annotation, molecular function: peptidyl-prolyl cis-trans isomerase activity. The transcript is spliced from 8 exons. Gene Ontology annotation, biological process: protein peptidyl-prolyl isomerization. Lineage: Eukaryota; Metazoa; Chordata; Amphibia; Anura; Pelobatidae. Bases 90 to 971 code for a protein of 293 amino acids. The record is from RefSeq and is a predicted model, not a curated record.